AUGACGAACCCGGUACGACUGGUUCGCCUAGCCCCGGCGGCCUUUCAGCCGCCUUCUUCGAUGGUGAUGAUGCACCGACCCCCUCUUGCGCAGUACCGCUGCACGUACUUCAACUUAAAUAUGUACCCAUUACGCUCGCCUCCCACCCCUACGUCGUCUACGACACGCAUGCCCCCUAUGCUAGGUCCGACAUGGCUCCCAUACCCCCCGACAUCGUCUACUCAUGAGCCACGGCAUCUACGUCGCUAUGCUGCGUACAUGAAUCCGUCGACGGUGCACACGCCGCAAUGUCAUGUUGCCGUCAUGAUCGGCAAGAAGCGUGUGCAUAAGCAUGCUGUCGUGCGCAAUCGAUGUCGUACGCGUCUGCUAGCUGCGCUGCAAGCGCUUUUGCAAGAGGACCGUCUCCCUGCGCUGCCCAUUCAUUCAGGCACCGCAUCUAUUUAUUAUGCACCCUGGACCGAUCUGCAACGGCAUCUGCGUCGCGCGCUCAACGCGGUGUCUACCACUCUCUCUUCACGCGCUCGAUCGUAG
Messenger RNA from Malassezia pachydermatis, 531 nucleotides. RefSeq lists its product as hypothetical. The coding region runs from base 1 to 531 and encodes 176 amino acids. Lineage: Eukaryota; Fungi; Basidiomycota; Malasseziomycetes; Malasseziales; Malasseziaceae. The transcript is spliced from 2 exons. The record is from RefSeq and is a predicted model, not a curated record.